CCACCAUCACUCAGUAUAACAAUUCCAAAAACAAGUGAUCUUGUUACAGCUUCAAAGCGUUGGAGGGAGGUCCAGCUGCCGAUCGACAUUUUGCUUUUGGCAGUAAGGGACGCAGAUUUUUUAAGCUGUUUUUACUACCUGAGCGAUGUCUUUCGAAGCUACACGAGAACUCUUGGUUAUGUACAUUUCGGGAACUUUGGCAAAGAUGAAGGUCAACUGAAACUGAAAGUUAGCUUGAUUACAUGCUCAGGAGGCGGUGGUGGGAAUCCCGGAGGGUCAGCGAUUGUAGUUAAAGACGCUGUUGAAAUUUUGCAGCCAAGAGCGGUAUUUUGUAUCGGCUCUUGUUGGGGCUUGUACCGGGAUAAAACCAGGCUAGGAGACGUA
Molecule: messenger RNA, 384 nt
Organism: Porites evermanni
Lineage: Eukaryota; Metazoa; Cnidaria; Anthozoa; Scleractinia; Poritidae
Source: the annotation of a GenBank genome assembly